Messenger RNA from Colletotrichum higginsianum IMI 349063, 675 nucleotides. RefSeq lists its product as uncharacterized. Lineage: Eukaryota; Fungi; Ascomycota; Sordariomycetes; Glomerellales; Glomerellaceae. Bases 1 to 675 code for a protein of 224 amino acids. The transcript has a single exon. The record is from RefSeq and is a predicted model, not a curated record.
AUGACUUCAAAGGCGUACCCUCUGCAAUACUCGCAUUUAUUGCCCGAGCAAGAGCCUACUCCGGGUCCAGCCUCAACGCCAAGUGCAGCCUAUGCCACUGCAUCUAAAGUCACAGAAAGCCUUCCUUUGAACGCCUUACAGUCCAUGUCUGCCUUAGCUCAACCAACUACAGAUAGAGCAGUGGAAGCUAGGAUGUCACCACCGGAGAUGCCACCACCAUCCCAGCGUUCGCCUUCACCCUCGCAGUCGAGAUACAAUUCACCUCAGGCAAUAUACGGACGGUACUGUGCAGCGAGAACCGCCUGGUAUGCUGCCCAGCCUCGUGGAAGUGUCAAAACAAACCAGGAGUAUCGGAGGGCAAUGGGACUUCCCCUGCGGUACGGAAAGAAAUGCUAUGAGUGGUGUCUUGACUACAAGCAGAUGAACAGACGCUGCACCACCUCCAAGGGGUCAAGGGAUUGGCUCAAGGAGGAGAUGAUGGCUUAUCUAGACUGGGACAAAGCUGAACAGGAACGGGUUGAUGAGCUUGCCGUCGCAGAAGAGGGAGAUAACCCUUUUCUGAACAGCAGGAGAGGUAUGGGGGACAUCUGGAAACGAGCCGAGAGAGACAAUGCCGAACAAGAGGCGUUGUAUGCUGAGGGUCAGCCCGGAGAGUGUAUCAUGGUUAUAUCGUGA